AUGUCCCUCCACACUUACGACCUGUUUUUAUCGAAGGAUUCAGGAGUCGAAUCUACCGCCAAGAAGUCCUACUCGCUUUUCUGUCUGGCUUCUGCAACUACGGCUGUUGCUGUAAGGAUACCAACAGUCGCACAAGAUCUUGCAGCUCUGGUCUCGACUUCUUCGUCAGUUUCAAUUGAACUCCAAGCAAGAUGGAGCAACUUCAACGCACCACUGCCGUCAGUCGUAGUCAAUGUUACGUCAGAGAAAGAUGUCGCUGCGAUCAUCAAGUACUGUACUAAGGCAAAUGUUCCUUUCUUUCUUGGCAGCACUGGUGUGCUAAUCAAUCCUGUUGGGCUCAAUGCAGACACUGUCAGUAAAGACAAGAAGCAAGCCACCAUCGGCGGCGGUGCGAGUAUAGGUGAUACUAUUGCAGCGGCUGAUGCUGCUGGCCAUGGCAAUCCCAUGGGUGAAAUCGGCUUUAGCCUCGACAACAUCAUUUCUCUGCGCGUUGCAACCGCUGACAGCUCAAUCGUCACCGUCUCCAGAACCUCUCCUCCGACCGACACUGCUCACGCAGUUACAACCUCCUAUCCCGAUCUGUUCUGGGCCCUCCGCGGCGCUGGACCAAAUUCUGGCGUCGUUAUCUCAGCAACUGUAAACGCCAAACCUGCCACUUUCACCGACCGCACAGCCUGGAUCAACAGCCUCUUCUUCACGCCCGACAAACUCCCUCGAAUUGCCCAAGCAAUCCAAGACCUCCCUCUCACCCAGAACAACCCGUCUACCUCGUUUCUGACCAGCUCCGGACCACCGCUCAACGAGCCAUCUGUCCUUGUAACAGGCCUCCUGCGCAAAGACACUGACGAAACCGGUCGUGCGGCAUUCAAUUCCAUUUAUGACCUCGGCCCCUCGAGUAACUCCAGCGCCAUAACACCGUACACGAACUGGAACGAUGCGAAUAUUGGGUUCUGCACACGCGGUGACCCCAAGGGCCCCAACUCAAUGGUGCUCAUAGAGCGGUAUAAUCUUACCAAAGCAAGAUCGGUGCCUGCAGGUAACGCUGCUUUCAAUCCGGCGCUGAGGGAUUCAGCGUUCGCGCAGGCGAUUGUUGUUCCGCGGUACACUGAUGCUGUUCUGGAUGCUGAAGCCAACAAGUUCGGGAAGAAGGUGCAGAAUAUUCGGAGUGAUAACGUUGAUGCGAUGAAAAAUCCUACAUACGCGAGUUUCGCACAUGGUGGUGAGAGUCUGGAGGCUAUUUAUGGGACGAGUCUGCCCAAGCUGAGGGAGCUGAAGAGGAAAUGGGAUCCGAAGGGGGUGUUUGGGCAGUGGUUUCCUAUCCAAUAA
Messenger RNA from Macroventuria anomochaeta, 1326 nucleotides. Its product is annotated as FAD-binding domain-containing protein. Gene Ontology annotation, molecular function: FAD binding. The record is from RefSeq and is a predicted model, not a curated record. NCBI's taxonomy places the organism in Eukaryota, Fungi, Ascomycota, Dothideomycetes, Pleosporales, Didymellaceae. The transcript has 8 exons. The coding region runs from base 1 to 1326 and encodes 441 amino acids.